Scylla paramamosain (green mud crab) is the source of this 1060-nucleotide messenger RNA. RefSeq lists its product as uncharacterized. The transcript is spliced from 2 exons. The record is from RefSeq and is a predicted model, not a curated record. Lineage: Eukaryota; Metazoa; Arthropoda; Malacostraca; Decapoda; Portunidae. Bases 40 to 810 code for a protein of 256 amino acids.
GUGGUGUGGGGCGUCCAUGCCACAUCACAGCCCUCCAUCAUGCAGCUCCUGGUCUUCACCUCCCUGGUCGCCGCGACCGCCGCCGCCUCCCUGCAGGGGUACAACCUGCCCAUCCCGGGCAGCCAAGGCUUCUCACACGGCGGCUCAGGAAUAUUUGCCGCAGGAGCGGGACUCAACGCCGGGAGCCAAAGCUAUUCAACCGGAUUUACUUCAGGAGGCUCUGGAUUCACAUCAGGAGGCUCGGGCUUCACUUCAGGCAGUUCGGGUUUCACCUCCGGGGUAUCAGGCGGCGCGGGGCUCGGCAGCUGCGGAGAAGGACAGGUGCGUCACGUUGACGGCGGCUGCGUCACGCCUCAGGUGACCACCAAUCUGUACGUGUACCGCGCCCCCAACGUGGCCCCCAUCAUCGGGCCCCGCCCCAACGUGGGGCCUCCUCGCCUGGAGCACAACAUUGUGUUCAUCCACACGCCCAACGGCCUGUUCAGCCAGGAGCCCAUCGUGGUGCCGCCGCCGCAGCAGAAGAACGUGGUGUACGUGCUCAACAAGCGGCCGCACCAGGACCACAACGUCAUUGAGGUUCCCAAGGGCGAGCAGGAGGCGCCUGAAAUCUACUUUGUCAACUACGCCGAGGGCGAGAACCCGACGCUGCCCCUGGGCGGCGACCUGCAGUCUGCCCUCAGCAAGGCCGAGGAAAGCAACGGGGAAAUCAUCGGCGACACCGGCCUGGACGUGGCACGGCCCGGCGUGGGCCCCGCCAUCGUGGGUCCCACCGGGGUUGCCACCCCGUCCGGCCUGUACACCUCCCCCUAAGCCUCCCCGCCCCUCCCCGCCGCGCUGCCCAGCAUCCUGCUUACUCCUUGUUACCGCCAGCUUGUUGGUCUUGCUUCCCUCGAGUGCUGGGCCCAAACCCACAGAAUUAGCCCUAUUUAUGUAUUGUUGAGGCGGCGCUGCAGCCUGGCAGACCGAGGCUGAGCGGGGAGCACCAGCCCGCCAGCCCGGCCCUCUGGCGACGCUCAGCCCGCCGCACCGCUGCUUCCGCUAAUAAAAGUUAUCGCACUCA